This is a messenger RNA of Vombatus ursinus (common wombat), 2440 nucleotides long. It is a transcript of the gene FADD, whose product is annotated as Fas associated via death domain. Gene Ontology annotation, molecular function: protein binding. Gene Ontology annotation, biological process: signal transduction; regulation of apoptotic process. The coding region runs from base 317 to 898 and encodes 193 amino acids. The record is from RefSeq and is a predicted model, not a curated record. The transcript is spliced from 4 exons. NCBI's taxonomy places the organism in Eukaryota, Metazoa, Chordata, Mammalia, Diprotodontia, Vombatidae.
UGGUCCAACCUACCCGCAGGAACCAGGAAGUCAGUGGCCUUCUUUGGAGAAAGGCCUUCUUUUGAACCAGGCCGGGCUCUCCCAAUUUUGUCUUAUGCUUGACCUCUCCUUCCAAGUGGCCUCUUCAGAGUUGGCACUGAGUUGUCAAGUAUCUAAAGGGUUGAAAAAAGGAUUUGCCUUAUUCUCGUGGGCCCCAGAGGACAGAACCAGCAGCUGUGAGGGGCAGUUGCAAAGAGGCCAAUUGAGGCUGGAGGGCAUCACCAAAGAGCAUGGACAGCCUUGGAAGCUGUAGGCUCACUCCUUCACUCCAAGGGCCAUGGAGAAAGUAGACCCACUCCUAGCUGUGCUACAGCACAUCUCCUCCAACCUGUCAAGGAAGGAACUGGAAGACAUGAAAUUCCUUUGCAAGAUGAAAAUUGGGAAGAGGAAGCUAAAUGAGAUUGAAUGUGGGAUCGACCUCUUCUCAUGCCUGAUGCAGCUGAAUUUACUUUCUAUGAGCAACACUGAUUUCCUGAUCUCAAUGCUCCAAAGCCUAAAGAGGGAAGAUCUGAUGCAAGAGCUGGUCAAUUGUGUGAAAAACAAGCCUGGUCCUGGGAGGCAACUGGAUCCAAAGGUGGAAGCCCAGCUGGAGGUCGCCUUCGAUACCCUUUGUGACCAGGUGGGCCGGGACUGGAAAAGGCUGGUUCGGAAGCUUGGCGUUUCCCAGGUGGACAUCGAUAGGAUGGUUUACGCACAUCCUCGUGACCUGAGGGAACAAUUCUACCAGUCACUAUUACUCUGGAAAAAAUCAAAUGAUAAAGACGCCAAUGUGUCCACCAUCCAGCAGGCACUUCGGGACUGUAACCUGAACCUAACAGCAGACAUCUUAGCAGAAAAGCUGGCGGUGAUGCUGCUGUGAAAAGGUCUCUCGACCAGAAGCCUGGACAACUACUUCACUGAGAUUUAUCUGCAUAAUGAGGGGGCUAGACCCUGACACCUUGGUCUCCUGACCAUUGUCCAGACCAAAUCCAAGACAGACUAGACUCAUACACUGCCCUCCCCAUCUUCCCUCACCUCCCUUGCCCCUUUCCACCUGUAGCCCUGGGAACUCUGAACAAAUCCACACCAUCAUUCCCCAAAAGCCCAUAAUCACUAGCCUUAUUUACCACCCCAGAUAUUCUCCAGAUAAGAACAUAAACUCCUGGAGGGAAGGCAAGAGUCUCCCUUGCUUUUUAAAAUUUUUAUUCUUAUUUGGGAGGACCUGAGGCAAUUUGGUUAAUGUCACCCCUAGGUGCGUUUAUCUGGGCCCUAGCUGUGGGCCUUUGGGACCAGAAGAGCCAAAGAACUAUUUUUCAGGCCUUGACCAAGAGCUCCUGGGUCCCCCCUAUGGAGCCCUUUGAACGGACUCAGCCUUGGCUUUUAUCUUUUCCCCUCCCUGUCCUCUUUCACCUGAGGGCAUGGGAACUAUUUUUAUUAAAGACAUCCUUGGUUGGAACCCUCAAGCGCCCAGAGAUGCUCCCAGUACCAAAGUGAUUGGACCUCCUGAAGGUGGGGUUAGCCUUCUUCUGCUGAGCCCCAGAAGGCAGAACCCUGAGGCGUGGAAUCAGCUCCAUUGGGAGGGUGGGUCUCCUUUUGGGGUCUGUCAAGGUAAUGAGGGUUUAUUAAAUGCCUACUAUGUGCCUGGCACAGAGCAAAGUGCUGGGCCUGCAAAGAAAAGCAUCAGUUACCGCCUGUUCCGAAGGAGCUUCAGACAAACAAGCCAUGUAUGCGAUAGGUUGGGGAGAUUGCCGCGGAGAGGAGGAAGGCCCUGCCUCGAGGGGCGCGGCCUGCAGAAGGCAGCCAGAGGACUGAGAUGGUGCAUUCCAGGACUGGGGGCCAAGCCAGUGAGAAGCCCAUGUCCCAGAAGGGAUUCCUCCAGACACAGGCUGGUUACUGAGGAUCCUUCCAGUUCUCAAAUCCUAUGUUAAUAGAGACAAGAACACGUUUGCCCUCAUGUGCACACUAAUGAAUUGUUGAACCCAAGACCUAGGAGGGACCUCAGAGACCACAGUCAUUACAUUUUACAGAUGAGCAAACUGAGUCCCUUACCUCUGUUAUGUGACUCACCCAAAGCCACCGACUAGUGGCAGAACUGGGCCUAAAACAGACUUCUGGCUGGGUGCCCCGUCCGCCAAUCCCACCAAGCUGCUCACAACCUUAGAAGUCCCAGACAACGGCUGUGCGAAGGCCAAGUUCUCCAAAGUUCCAUGGGCACAUCUGAUAUUUAGAGUUCUAACUGUGCAUUUGUCAUCACAUCAAGAGACUGUUUUCACCAAAUGGCCCCCAUGUUUACUUGGUUGGGUUGAAAACUACCUGAAGACUUUAAGGUUUUUGAAUAAGGAACAUAAUUGUAAUUUUUAAAAGAUUUGGUGGUUGGGGCAGCUAGGUGGCUCAAUGGAUAGUGCACUAGCCCUGGAGUCAG